Esox lucius (northern pike) is the source of this 3630-nucleotide messenger RNA. It is a transcript of the gene ccn5, whose product is annotated as cellular communication network factor 5. The coding region runs from base 465 to 1529 and encodes 354 amino acids. Gene Ontology annotation, biological process: cell adhesion; signal transduction. The record is from RefSeq and is a predicted model, not a curated record. The transcript has 5 exons. Lineage: Eukaryota; Metazoa; Chordata; Actinopteri; Esociformes; Esocidae. Gene Ontology annotation, molecular function: integrin binding; heparin binding. Gene Ontology annotation, cellular component: extracellular region; extracellular matrix.
UACUGGCCUCCCACAGCGAUCAGUGAAAGCGCCAUGCUUAUCUGAAACCGUAAGGUAAAGCAAGAUGAAAAGGCAUGUAAAUGGCAAAAAUGUGUGGUGGCUGUUAGACAUCCUGUUGACUACUAGAGGGUGAACGUGAUUUUCUUUUCCCCCUCAGCUAGUAUUCAUCUGCAUGAAGUUAGCUGCACAACUAGAGAGAGAGAGGGAGAGGGAGAGAGAGAGGGAGAGAAAAUGGGCAACAGUAAGAAUGUGAAACAUUUCUGCUCCUGCUCCAGCAACUGUUCACAUGGCGGUCAGCUCUGUGACAUCACAGCAAAUACUUUAUAAAUCUCUGCCGUACAGACGAAUGAGCAGUUAGCAAACAGCAAGCAGCACUGGUAGCUAGCUAGCACCACCUCCAUCAACACCAUCACACUUAGAGUUUAGACAGACACAGCAGUUCAUUCAAGCUACAGACGUUCCAAAUGGACAUUUCAAGAACACUCAGUGACAAUGUGCUAACCUUGAUAUUGCUGUUCUGUAUGGGUGUACUACAGGCAUGGUGCCAGCUGUGCCCUGGCUCAUGCCAGUGCCCCAGCUCAGAACCUGUGUGCCCAGCCGGAGUCCCACUGGUCCUGGACGGCUGCGGAUGUUGCCAGGUGUGUGCCCGCCAACAGGGGGAGUCCUGCAAUGACCUGUAUGUGUGCGACCACCAGAGGGCACUGCAGUGCGACGACAGCGCCAGCUUCCCCGGUGAGCCCGGAGAGUGUGUCGCUCAGGAAGACAUGGGCUGUAAGCUGAACGGGGUUUCCUACCUCGACGGCCAGGUGUUCCAGAUUUCCUGCGCCGCACAGUGUCGUUGUCACGGGGGAGGGGUGAGCUGCGUGCCCCUGUGCCCCGAGGAUGUCCGCCUGCCAAGCCCGGACUGCCCACACCCACAGCGGGUACAGCUGCCAGGAAAGUGCUGCAAGGAGUGGGUGUGCGAGAACAUGGACAAUACCGUAAUUCAGGAUGCCAUCACAGCCUCCAGGUCUGAAAGGUUAUGGCCGGACGGUUCUGGUUCCCAGCAGAAACCACACUCUAACUGUAUAGACCACAGUACAGAGUGGAGUGUCUGCUCCCAGACCUGCGGUGCUGGGGUCUCGACGCGGGUCUCCAACAGGAACCCGGCCUGCCGGCUGGAGAUGCAGAGCCGUCUUUGCAAGGUCCGGCCCUGUCAGGCAGUCCAGCCACGCAGGAACCCCGCGUGGGGCCGGCAAUGUGAGCCCAGCUACAGGUCCGCGGUGCCGGUGAGAAUGGUCCACCAGGGCUGCUUCAGCACACGGGCCUACCGGCCCCGGUACUGCGGACAGUGCACCGACGACCGCUGCUGCGCCCCCCACUGGACCACCACGGCCGCUGUGGCCUUCCGGUGCCCCACGGGCCGGGUCCUGCUGCGGGCCGUCAUGAUGAUCCGGUCCUGUGUCUGUCACCGAAACUGCCCCUUCUCGGCUCCAGGCCUGAACGCUGCCGGGCCCCAUCUGGGCCCCUCGCGCAGGGCCAGGGGCUAGACGUCCAUUCAGACCCCAUCCUGCGUUGCUCCUCACCUCAGUUUUUAAGGCGGUGAAAGAACCUUCGGCUCUUGCCGGGAGAUCUCCACGUUUACUACUAUCAGUUAUUGUAGAGGUCUAUAGCCCCAUAUCACAUCCAUGCACUGAACCCCCCCCCCCCCCCCGGCUCAAUUCAAUCAAACCUGCGCCGCAGUAUUUACGUAGUUGAUUGUACUAAGGAGUACUUGCCUCAUAAACGUGUCUCUUGUGUACUGUAUAACAACCUACAACUAAUAUCAGACUGUCUCUCCACCUCACAGACAUGCUGUCAAUUUUAAGAGGAGCUUGUUUGCGGGCACAGAAGUGAUAGUGUGAGGAUACUGCGUAAACAUUGCCAUGGCGUGUUUGAAUGAAUUCCAGCUUAAGACCUGAUUACCUAGGACCCCAAUGUCUACUACUUAAUGUCCCAAAGUAAACUACUUAGAAUAUGUGUCAAACAAUUCCAUUGGUUACUUCUAAAAGGUGUACUAGUGUGAAUAUCAGAACAGAGUCUAUCUCACAGCUGAUUUGAGCAGGUGUAGCCUAUACUUCAUUAGGUCGAUGGGGGAUGGGAAAUUAUCUUCCGGGUGUUUAACUGUGACUGAGUCGGGGGGAAUAAAGCCUUGACAUGACUGGAUAAGCACUGUCUGCACUAAGAACUCCAUUCCACUUCAUCGCUUCUCAUUGGGUGAUCUCAUGAGGAAGGGAGUUUGUCAGGAGACCUUACGUUCGUUACAGGUACUGCAGCUAUCCUGGUCACGGAUCUGUUGUUUUCUGCUAGAUCAUCAUUGUCAGGCUAAACAUUCACCAUGACAAUUUCAGUAGAAUUCUGUGACACACAAUGCAUUUAUUUUUGACUAAUUGACAGACAUCUCUAUGUGACACCUGACUAGAGUCUUCUGUUGCUUUCUUGACCCCUUCUGUGGCCCCAGAGUUUUUGAGGACCAGGUGACCAACUCAGUUCAUUAGUUUAAUGUUAUUACUUACUGUAUAUGUGUUUCAAAGAAUGACACCAACCUUUGAGUUGAUAGAUACUGUAUCUUGUCAAGCCAAUAGCAUUUGCUAUAUCUGUUUGUUGUUCGUAAAUGUGAAAAGUUUUGUGUUCUUAAAUGAAAUUGCACUUGUUUUUUUGUAUGUUGCUGUAAAUGUUAACUAUUUUUAUGCUUGUUAAGACGUUGUACUGAACAAGUGUCCAGCAGUUUUUCGCAUUUAUUCACUCUUUUACAGUCACUAUACAGUCAGCUUUUUAAUGUAAAGCUUGAGUUUACUUGUAUAUUAUAUUAUUCUUACAUUAUUUUGCUACAUUGAGGUCUUUUUAGAAUCUGUGUGGUAACUUUCCUAUAAAACUUGUAACUUAUAUAGUUUUGAUACAAUUUGUGUCUUGAUAUUUUAGAGUUUUCAAGAUUCGUCAUGCAAUGACUUCCCUCCCCACAGUCAUUCAGUGUGUACAACAUGACAUCUAGUGGCUUCUACUGGACUCAAGUAGUUACAUAACAUUGUAAAGGGGUAACAUUACAGUAUUACAACACAGAAUAAAGGUAGACAAGGUAAGAUAAACAUCAUAUUGUAGAGCAGCCAAUUAUUCCAAACAAGUCUAUAGCCUACAAUUCCAACUUAUUAAGCCAACUGCCAAAUUCAUUUUAGGUAUCAUUUUAGCGGCGUGAGUAUGUCUUUUAUAAUUUAUCCUGGGGUCGCAGGCAGCAUUAGCCACAUAUUCUAUUUCUCUACUUCGGAUAAGUGGAAUCUUUCUAGAAGCGUUCCUCCAGAGAGUAAAACAGAGUCCGGAGAGUCUCUGCACAGUCACCCAAGUCCAUGGAAGGACAUGUGUUGGACUUUCAAGAACAUUCACAAAAGUGGGAAAGAGAAGGGAGGGCGUUUACCAGUCACCCACAUCCACAAACAGACACAGAUAGUUUUCCAGGUUGAUUAGAGUAGGCAGAACAUCUACCAUUGAGAACACUGAGGGCCUGUAUUGGCAGGCUGGCUAGUUAACGUUUGUAAUUUGCACCAAAUUUGCAUUGGUGGAAUCAACCUUCCUUAUGGUUUAAUUUCCUUGCUGUUUAAUUUGUUUAAAAAUGCUACU